Molecule: messenger RNA, 1197 nt
Organism: Aaosphaeria arxii CBS 175.79
Lineage: Eukaryota; Fungi; Ascomycota; Dothideomycetes; Pleosporales
Exons: 1
Coding region: 89-1105 (338 amino acids)
Source: RefSeq, a predicted model, not a curated record
ACUGACUUAGGUACUUCAUUAAAGAGCUCAUGAGCCAUUUUCCAUUGAAAAUGAAUCAACAUUGAUAUUGUCUUCAUUCGAAGUCGCCAUGGGGAGAUACCUGCUGCGCAGCGCGACCUCGACGUCGAGCACCAGCCCGGCGCAAGACUCGGACGAUGAUACAACGUCUACUAUAACCUCCAAAAAAAUAAAUCCGUAUAGAUUUUACAUGGAAUGGCACGGCCACCCAAUAUCUAGCCUCCGCAAGUUCCACAACACAGUUCAAACCCUCCGUCCAACUCAACCCAUAAUAUGGCUCGCCGGCGACUCCUCCCUCGACAACAAAUACUGGGUUCCCUCAUCCGGACCAGGAGGCGAGCCUCUCACAGUCCCAGUCCCAGAAAUCUAUAACUCGGUCCUCGAGCACCCACGAAUAAAUCCCGACGUUGCCUUCUGGAUGAACCACCAUCUCUCUUCCCGAGCGACCUGCAUCAACACCUCCGUAGAAGCGACCAUGCUCCGCGAGCGCGAUGAUCAUCUCAACAAACACGACACCUUCAUCCAGAACAACAUAUCCUCAAACGAUGCCCUAGUCGUCAGUAUUGGAGCCAACGACAUCGCGCUCCGGCCAACCUUCUCUACCAUCAUCAACAUGCUCAAUCUAGCCUGGUUGACUCGCCGCACGGCCAUCGAGACCGGGAGUGCGUCACCGCUUGCGUAUUUCGCGGAGCUGUUCGGCGCUAGAAUUCAAGAGUACAUCUCGCGGAUUACGUCGAAGACGAAACCUCGGGUUGUCAUUGUGUGUAUGAUUUACUUCCCACUCGAAGCGGGUAAGGGGCAGCAGGGGUGGGCGGAUGUGAAUCUGAAGGCGCUGGGAUAUAAUAGGUAUCCCUCGCAGUUGCAGACGGCGAUUCAAAAGAUUUAUGAGAUUGGGACUCAGACGAUCCGCGUACCGGGCGUGAAGGUUGUGCCGUGUCCUUUGUACGAAGUCUUGGAUGGGCAGGAUCCGGCGGAUUAUACAGCGAGAGUUGAGCCGAGUUCAGAGGGUGGGAGAAAGAUGGCGGCGAAGUUUGUGGAGAUGUUGGAGAGGGAGGGAGUGGUUGAUUCUAGAGCGAAUUUUUUCUGACUAUUUAUGAUGCUCAUAAUUAUGACAGCGUGUUUUACAAGAUAUUUUUAUUUCAUAAGUAUUGAGUUACAAAUAAAAGAGGAAUGGUUGAG